Molecule: messenger RNA, 1913 nt
Organism: Archocentrus centrarchus (flier cichlid)
Lineage: Eukaryota; Metazoa; Chordata; Actinopteri; Cichliformes; Cichlidae
Product: heterogeneous nuclear ribonucleoprotein L
Biological process (GO): mRNA processing
Cellular component (GO): nucleus
Molecular function (GO): RNA binding
Source: RefSeq, a predicted model, not a curated record
CUAUGUGGUGGUGAUGCCCAAUAAGCGCCAGGCACUGGUGGAGUACGAGGAUAUGAACGGAUCAUCCACAGCUGUAACCUAUGCUGCAGACAACCAGGUAUACAUCGCUGGCCACCCAGCCUUCAUCAACUACUCCACCAGCCAGAAGAUCUCCAGGCCUGGAGACUCUGAUGACUCAAGAACUGUUAACAAUGUUCUUCUGUUCACCAUCAUGAACCCUAUCUACCCCAUUACCACGGAUGUACUCUACACUAUCUGCAACAACUGCGGCCGGUCCAGAAGAAUUGUUAUCUUCAGGAAAAAUGGUGUUCAAGCAAUGGUGAAAUUUGACUCUGUUCAGAGUGCACAGAGGGCCAAGGCAUCGCUCAAUGGAGCAGAUAUCUACUCUGGCUGCUGUACCCUGAAGAUCGAGUAUGCAAAGCCCACUCGUUUGAAUGUGUUCAAGAAUGACCAGGACACCUGGGACUACACAAACCCCAAUCUAGGAGGCCCAGAUGAUGUGAAUGCCAACCCCAACAAGCGCCAGAGACAGCCUGCUCUGCUGGGCGACCACCCUCCAGAGUACGGAGGUGGUUACCAUGGAUAUGAUGAGAGCUAUGGAUCUCCGCCCUACGAGGGUCGUCGUAUGGGUCCACCAAUGAGAGGGCGUGGUGGGAGAAGUUAUGGGCCAGGCUAUGGACCACCUCCCCCUCCUCCUGGCGAGUAUGGCGCACAUGCUGAUUCUCCAGUUGUCAUGGUGUACGGGUUGGACCCAGUCAAGAUGAAUGCUGAUCGUGUCUUCAACAUCUUCUGUCUCUAUGGGAACGUAGAGCGGGUGAAGUUCAUGAAGAGUAAGCCCGGGGCAGCCAUGGUGGAGAUGGGAGACUGUUACGCAGUGGAUCGUGCAAUCACUCACCUCAACAACAACUUCUUGUUUGGACAGAAACUGAAUGUGUGCGUGUCCAAGCAGCAGGCUAUUGUCCCCGGUCAGUGCUAUGAGCUAGAAGAUGGCACGAGCAGCUUUAAGGAAUUCCACGGCUCCAGGAACAACCGGUUCACCUCCCCAGAACAAGCAGCUAAACACCGCAUCCAGCACCCAAGCAAUGUGUUGCACUUCUUCAAUGCCCAGCCAGAAGCCUCACCGGAGAUCUUCUCUCAGAUUUGUGACGAGAUUGGUGUCAAGCCCCCUGUUAAUGUCAAAAUGUUCACAGGAAAAAGUGGCGCUGCUCCCAGUGACCGUAGUGCUUCAGGUCUGUUAGAGUGGGAGUCCAUUAAUGAUGCUAUGGAAGCUCUGGCCAUGAUAAACCACUACCAAAUGAAAAAUCCAGCUGGUCCCUACCCUUACACCCUCAAAUUGUGCUUCUCCACUGUUCAGCACGCCAACUGAGCAUCCUUUUGUAUCCAGGAAGCAGCAGAGUGGUCCUCCAUUCCCAUGUUCACGUGUGCUUAGACCAUGACUGUUUGUGACACACUGAGGACGGGGGGGGGGGCAGAUUUAAAAAAAAAAAAAAAACAAAAAAAAUUCAUGUAUUGUAACCUCUCACAAUGCAGUUGUGAUUCCUUGUAUUUGAUAUGUUAAACUUAACAAAUGCUAACAAGCAUUUAAGCUUUUGGUAUACAUCCCCCAGAUAUGGUGUGUCAACACGUUUUCACCCCAGCGCCUCUCCUCACUCCCCUGUCGUUGGGCACUUUGCUUCGGACAUCUGUAUAUGUGCCCUGAGAGUGAGAACGGGUUGGCAUUAGAGUAUCAGUUCUUGUGUGUCUUCAGUCUUAUGUUGUCUAUUUUACUUUUUGUAUUAUACAGGAACCUGUCAUAGAACAUUUGAAAGAUCCUGUUUUAUGCGCAGGUGCUUCAGUGGCUGUGGACAACAUGGUUUUGUAAAAGCUCUUUUUUGCCACUUUUAUCACUUUUUUUUUUUUUUUUUUUUUUUUUA